Molecule: messenger RNA, 6267 nt
Organism: Parnassius mnemosyne (clouded apollo)
Lineage: Eukaryota; Metazoa; Arthropoda; Insecta; Lepidoptera; Papilionidae
Source: the annotation of a GenBank genome assembly
AGUCCGAAAUGGCGGGCGUUUCUGUGAAUGUUGUCAAUUUUUCGAUUUUAUUAUAAAUAAGUUUUUAAAAUAAAACAUUUGUAGCAAUUGUAAACAUGCAUAUAAAACAGGUGAUUAUUCAGGGAUUCAAGAGUUAUCGUGAGCAAAUUGUUGUAGAACCAUUUGAUAAACGGCAUAAUGUAGUUGUAGGGCGUAAUGGUUCGGGAAAAAGUAAUUUCUUUCAUGCCAUUCAGUUUGUGCUUAGUGAUGAGUUUUCACAUCUACGACCUGAACAAAGGUUAGCUCUGCUUCAUGAAGGCACAGGACCCAGAGUGAUAUCAGCUUUUGUUGAAAUUAUCUUUGAUAACUCUGACAACAGAAUACCAAUAGAGAAAGAUGAAAUAUUUCUGCGGCGUGUUAUUGGGUCCAAGAAAGAUCAAUUUUUCCUCAACAAAAAGGUUGUACCACGCUCCGAAGUACUUAACCUAUUGGAAAGUGCUGGAUUGUCAAACUCCAAUCCAUAUUACAUUGUCAAACAGGGAAAAAUUAAUCAAAUGGCGGUUGCUCCCGAUUUGCAUAGAUUAAAGUUAUUACGCGAGGUGGCCGGCACCCGAGUGUACGAUGAACGCAGGGAAGAAUCAGUAACAAUUUUGAAAGAAACUGUUGGCAAAGUAGAAAAAAUUAAUGAAUUUUUACAAACAAUAGAAGAGCGUCUUAAGACCCUUGAAGAGGAAAAGGAAGAGCUAAAAGAGUAUCAGAAAUGGGAUCGGGCGAGGCGUGUCCUCGAAUUCAUUAUUCACGAUACUGAGCAUAGAGAAAACAAGAGAAAACUUGAGGAGUUAGAAAAAAUGCGUUCAAAUAGUGGCAAAGAGCAGCAACAUUACGCAGAUUUAGUGCGAGAAGCCCAGGACCAUGUCAGAGAAGCCAACAGAAAAUUAAAAGAAGCUCGCAAGGACGUAGCUGCGGCCCGCGAGGAGAAAGAUAUACUCUCCACAGAGCAGCAGCAACUGCUGAGGGAGAAGACCAAACUGGAGCUCGGCAUUAAAGAUCUCACGGAUGAUGUCGAUGGCGAUAAUAAAUCCAAGGAAAGGGCAGAAGCAGAGUUGGAACGCCUGAGACAACAGAUAGCAGAAAAAGAGCGAGAGCUGGAAGAGCUAAAGCCAAAGUAUGAGGAGAUGAAAGCACGAGAAGAAGAAUGCACUAGAGCCCUAGCACUGAACCAACAGAAGAGACAAGAGUUGUAUGCGAAGCAAGGGAGAGGCACACAGUUCACUUCUAAGCAAGACAGGGAUCGUUGGAUUGAAAAGGAAUUGAAGUCAUUAAAUAAACAGAUCAAAGAUAAAAAGGACCAUGAGAACAAGUUGAAGGAAGAUUUACGUCGCGAUGCGUCGAAAUUGACCGAACUACAAAAGAAGAUAGAAGAGAUGACGAAGGAAAUGGAAAGGCAGCGUGUUGCUAUUGACGAGCACAACAAACAGUAUUAUGAGUGCAAGAAGAGGAAGGACCAAGAACAGAGCGCUCGAAAUGAACUUUGGCGAAAAGAAACUACACUCACACAAAAUUUGACAUCACUAAAAGAUGACUUGGCGAAAGCGGAUCAAGCACUCCGUUCUAUGGCUGGGAAACCAAUAUUAAACGGUCGGGACAGUGUUCGGAAAGUGUUAGAGACAUUCCAAGAGAGAGGAGGCGAGUGGGCGAAAAUAGCGACACAGUACUACGGGCCUGUCAUUGAAAACUUCACGUGUGACAAAACUAUUUAUACCGCUGUGGAGGUGACUGCUGGCAACAGGUUGUUCCACCACAUUGUAGAAUCGGAUACUGUGGGCACGAAAAUUCUGAAAGAGAUGAAUCGGCAGAGUCUACCGGGCGAAGUGACUUUCAUGCCCCUUAAUCGUUUACAAGUGCGGGAUAUGGUAUAUCCCAAUGAUAAUAAUGCAAUCGCUAUGGUACAAAAGCUAAAAUACGAUCCAAAGUACGCAAAGGCGAUGAAGUACAUCUUUGGCAAAACGCUCAUCUGCAGGAAUCUCGAAUGCGCCACAGAGUUGGGCAAGCAAUUUCAUCUAGACUGCGUCACAUUGGAAGGUGAUCAGGUAUCAUCAAAAGGCUCUCUAACUGGAGGUUAUUUCAACCAAUCACGAUCCCGGCUCGAAAUGCAGAAGACUCGUUCGGAACUAAUGGAGCAAAUCACGACAUUAGAGCAAGAACUGAACACAUUGCGCCAGGAGUUGAGCAAGACUGAAACAAGUAUCAAUAGCAUUGUCUCUGAAAUGCAGCGCACGGAAACUAAACAGGGGAAAGCCAAGGACAUCUUUGACAAAGUAAAGGCAGACAUCCGUCUUAUGAAAGAAGAACUGGCGUCAAUAGAAAGAUUCCGUGGACCCAAAGAGAGGUCACUAGCGCAGUGUCGCUCGAGCCUCGAGGCCAUGCAGGCUACGAAAGAAGGGCUCGAGUCUGAAUUACAUCAGGAAUUAAUGGAGCAACUGUCAACGGCUGAUCAAGGAAAAGUGGACGAACUGAACGACGCCAUACGACGACUCACACAAGAAAACAAAGAGGCGUUCAGUAUGCGAAUGAAUCUUGAAGCCAACAAGAAUAAACUGGAGAAUUUGCUCACCAACAACCUCAUUAGGCGUAAAGAUGAAUUAGUACAAGCGUUGCAAGAGAUAUCAGUGGAGGACCGCAAGCGGAGGCUGGCAAACAGCAAAGCGGAUCUGGCGGCCGCCGAGAAGAGAAUACGUCAAAUCAACAAGGAGAUGGAAGAAGUCGAGAAGAAAGUGCAGGCUGCCGUCAAGAACGAGAAGGCGUUGAAGUUGGAGCUGGACAAGUGGAGGAAUAAGGAAAAAGAAGCUCAAGACAAAAUGGAAGAAGACGCCAAGGGAUUAGAGAAGAUGGCAUCAAAGGAGGUGUUGCUACAGGAGAAAAUACAGGAAUCACUUGACAAGAUAGCCGCGCUCGGCACUUUGUCUAACGCGCCUGAACUGCACGCCAAAUAUCAGAAGAUGUCUUUGAAACAGUUGUUCAAAGAACUGGAGAAAGCAAACCAGCACCUCAAGAAGUACAGCCACGUGAACAAGAAGGCCCUGGACCAGUUCAUCAGCUUUUCUGAACAAAAGGAGAAGCUGUAUAAGAGAAAGGAGGAACUGGAUAUUGGCGGCGAGAAGAUCCGCGAACUGAUCGAAACUUUGGAGCAUCGCAAGUUGGAGGCGAUCCAGUUCACGUUCAAGCAAGUGAGCAAGAACUUCACGGAGGUGUUCAAGAAGCUGGUGCCGCAGGGCCGCGGCAGCCUCAUCAUGCGCGUGGCCGCCGACGAACUCAACGACGUCAGCGCAGAGAGGGCUAACGCGGACCAGUUCACGGGCGUCGGUAUCAAAGUGUCGUUCACUGGAGGCGAAGGCGACAUGCGCGAGAUGAACCAGUUGUCCGGCGGCCAGAAGUCGCUCGUGGCCCUGGCGCUCAUAUUCGCCAUACAGAAGUGCGACCCGGCGCCCUUCUACCUAUUUGAUGAAAUCGAUCAGGCUCUGGACGCGCAGCACAGGAAAGCGAUCGCGAACAUGAUCCACGAGCUGUCGUCGUCGGCGCAGUUCAUCACGACGACGUUCCGGCCGGAGCUGCUGGAGCACGCGCACAAGUUCUACGGCGUCAAGUUCCGCAACAAGGUGUCGCACGUCGAGUGCGUCACGCGCGACGAGGCGCGCGACUUCGUCGAGGACAGCGCCACGCACGCCUAGGCCUCCCUGCCGCCGCUCGCCGACCAUCUCCAAUUAACCUUCACUGAGGAAUUACACCCACCACCACGGUUCACCUACUAUCUGGCAUCUCGAAUUAACCUAUAGAGAGGGAUCGAACCCACUACCACAGUUGACUUACCAUCUGGCAUCUCGAAUUAACCUACAGUGAGGGAUCACUCUCACCAUCACAGUUGACCUACCAUCUUGAAUUAACCUUCAAUGUGAGUAUUUGUCUUUUUCUGCCAACAAUGUUUCGCCACUUAUACAAUUAAUUUGUCAGAAAGUGUAGACAUUCAUGUUUCUUUCUAAGUCUGAGGGCUAGUAAUAAGAUUAGCCUUCAUUAUCAGCCAUCUCCCAUGACCUUCUACUCUCUUUACUCCAAUUUUUAUUCUCCAACCCACUGCUACUUAUGCUUGACCAUCAAUACUGCAUACGUAGCAGUCAAGGCGACAGUAACUUAAUAGUAGGGUGCACACUGCAAACCCCAAGAGCCGUAGGCCCGUAUUAAUAAACAUUACUCAACGACGAACUCAAAUGCGUAAUCAUUUGAUAUGCCAUCAUUACGAUACCAGCUUCUCAAGAUCGUUGCUAAUUAAUAAACACAUAAAAACAGUAUCUCAAAACGCUGUACUUAAGAAUACUGUUCUGUGACUUGCACUCAAGUACACACAUUUGAGAGUUGAGUUUCGUUUAUUAAUCAGUGUGGCACUCAGCUGAUAUUGUAAACCUAAACCGCAUCUUGAGAUAUGUUUAUUAAUAAGAUCAUAACCUCAAGAUUGUACUCAAGUGCGUGUACUUGAGCUGAGUAACGUUUAUUAAUACGGGCCGUAAACUCAACCUUCAACUCUUCAUAUGGGAUUUCCAUCCCUUCUUCACCCUUAAACUUUGAUUAUCAACUUUUAUAACCUUCGAUACAACUAUAUAGAACUUGUGUAUUGCACAACAUGAAGUAUCCAAUGUUGAAACGUAACCUUCAGCCAUCAAUCCUCAAUGUUCCACUCUCAAACGUCUAUUCUCGACUUUAACUCUCAACAAACUCACAUUUAGGUACAAACCUUUUAUUCUACUUAGCCCAAUAUUAAAAACUAAAAUAAUUAUAGCUGUAAUAUAAAUAAAUAAAUAAGUUUGACAGAAUGAUUCAUAUAUUUGACGUUUUAUUAAAGAUAUAUUAGUUGGUACAAAUGACAUUCAAAGUGCCUUGUAAUAGAGACACCAGCAUUUUAAUUAGAAUCUAAGAUAUCGGAGUGUCGAAAAAAAUAUACAAACUCGGGGAUUGUCAAGUAUGUAGUCAUUUUUAUAAAUUAAUUGACUAAUUCCAGGUAGGAUUGCUGUAAUGAAUAAUUGUUAGGGUAGAGGUAAGGAGGAUCAUUUCAUAAGACCAGGCUUAAUCUUACUUGACUAAGACGGCGUGUGGACGCCGCACAUGUUCUUUGCGAAAACUUUGCACAAACUGUUUGCGCAAAUAUUUUGCAGUAGUUGUUUGCGCAUGCAAGUCGCUGGGUGUAGCCGGCGCUAUAGGGACUUGAACAUAAAGCAAUAAAGGUUUAUUAGGAAGUAGCAAAAUAAAAAACAUGCGUGAGUGUCGUGGAACACGAGGUUAGAACGAAGUUCCUUUCGCAGUAUAUAAUUAUGGAUAAAUGUAUUAUAUUAUUGAUUAACAAAUACAAAUAAAUGAAUUAUUGGAGUCUAUUAAAAUGGAGCGUCAUUUGAAAUAAUAUUUCUUUCAUGGCAAAGUAAGAAAAAAUGCGAGGGAGAUUGAAAUUAUUCCAUCUCGCUCGCACUGCAGAAAGGGGAUUGUGACGGAAAAAUCUUACAAAUUCGUACCGUGCGAUAAGGAAUUUCGCUCCAAAAUCGCUGUGUAGUAGGGGCUUAAUAAUAUCUAUUACCCCAUUUUCAUCUCGUGGACGUCGUAAGAGGUGACCGAGGGAAUCUGAAACAGGAGAUGAUGGACAGCAGCAUCUUCAUGAUAACCGAAAAUAUCAAUAAAACUGCGGUCGCCAAUCCGCCUGCCAAGCUUUGCAACUGUGGUUAAAUUUCCCUUAAGGGGAAAUCAGAAGUCCAAUGUACAGCUGUGGAUUUCUGUUAAGGCUGCAAGAAAUUAAUGGAUGAAUAUGAAAUAAAAAACAUUAUUAAUGGUUACAAGAGUAGAUAAAAAAAUUGUAGAUACAUGAUCAGAUGCUAUCGUUAUAAUUUUGAAUAUAUUAAAGAUUGAAUUUUAAUUAUAAAACAACCCAUUAAAAUAAUCUUAUGUUAGAAAUUGCUCCUUUCAAAUGUAUUUAGUAAUAUACGACCAUCUCUACUUUUUAUAAUUCACAUUGUUUGAUUCUACGAGUUUAAGUGAAUUUAAAUCCCGAACCACAAUUUGACAUCUAUUGUACUAUUCCAUGUUUGAUUUAAGUUAAAAAUGACAAAAAGCGGAAUAAGAAAUGGAUUAAAUGAUACUUGUUUCAAUUUUUUGUGGGAUUAGCCCGUAGACGGGUAAACAUUUUAAAGAGUAAAUAAAUAAGUUUUUAUAAUUGUUAUAUUUCCUUCCGCUUUUUUAAUAAAGAUUAUUAAAUGU